Messenger RNA from Lacerta agilis (Sand lizard), 1015 nucleotides. RefSeq names its product regulator of G-protein signaling 17-like. The transcript is spliced from 4 exons. The record is from RefSeq and is a predicted model, not a curated record. NCBI's taxonomy places the organism in Eukaryota, Metazoa, Chordata, Lepidosauria, Squamata, Lacertidae. The coding region runs from base 1 to 837 and encodes 278 amino acids.
AUGCAUCCCUCAAAGCAGCGCUGGCUCACCUAUGAGGCAAGGAACCGAUUGGCAAGGAAGAGAUGGCGAGACGGUGUGGGAUGUAAAGUGUCCAGCAUCUCCAACCUGGAAAGCCCUUUAAACCUGGAGGAGAGGCUCACAGCGGAAGAAGCUGCCUCUUGGCAAUGGUCCUUCGACUCCAUAUUGACCAGUCCAGCCGGCCGGCGCAUCUUCAUGGAGUUCCUGCAGACUGAGCACAGCGAAGAGAACAUGUCCUUCUGGCUCGCCUGCGAGGACCUCAAAUUGGAACAGUGCCCAGAGCAGAUCUCGGAGAAAGCAAAGAAGAUCUACCUCGAUUACAUCUCCAUCCUCUCUCCAAAAGAGGUAGGCUGGGCACAGCAUUGGGGUGUGGGGGCAGAGCUAUGGAAAGGGACGCAGUGGACCAAGAAGCAGCUGUCCAAAGCUGAGCAUUGCUUUGCAGCAGCCACUCUCCUUCCUUUUUUAAAUUUGCUGGAUUCAUGGCAUCACCGUGUGUGUGUUUGCUUCUUCCUGCAGGUCAGCAUUGAUGCUGCAGUGCGUGAGACCAUCAACAACUCCCUGCCGUCACCCGGCGCUCACAUGUUUGAUGAGGCACAAGCGCAAGUUUAUGCUCUCAUGCACCGGGAUUCCUACCCCAGGUUUCUGAAGUCCCCUCUCUACAAAUCGCUGGAGCAGAGACUAUGCCAGUUGCUGAUACCUAACCCAAACACAGGGACCCCGGGUUCAGUUCUCAAGAUGCCAAGUCUUCAGACUGCCUACUGCUUGGUGACAAGAGGUCUUUGGAGGGUUGAGGUGUACAGAACAAUCUGUGCGAUAUGAGCCUCCUCCGCCAUCUGCUGAGUUGUCCCGUACAGUUGUGUACCAUUCCAUCACUGGCAUUUACGUACAGCAAAUUCAAGGACAUAUUCUAGAUGAAGGGAUGAGAUCACUGCUUUUCAAGGUGUGGAGCCCAACCAGGAUGUUCUAGAGCGCAGGUUUACUAGGAGCUGUUUGGUUC